UCUAGUGAAGAUCUACAUACCAGCCUAUAUUUUAUCAAUGCAUCUCUGCAAGAGGUAGUAUUUGCUAGCACCACGGGGGCUCUGGUACCCUGCCCUGCAGAAGGAGUCCCUCGUCUGACGCUCAGAUGGUACCUAGCAACGGGCGAGGAGAUCUACGAUGUCCCUGGGAUCCGCCACGUCCACCCCAAUGGCACUCUCCAAAUUUUCCCCUUCCCUCCUUCAAGCUUUAAUAACUUAAUCCAUGAUAAUACUUACUAUUGCACAGCCGAAAACCAUUCAGGGAAAAUCAGGAGUCAGGAUGUCCACAUUAAGGCCGUGUUACGGGAAGCCUAUACGGUCCGAGUGGAAGAUCAGAAAGCCAUGAGAGGCAAUGCAGCAGUCUUCAAGUGCAUUAUCUCCUCCCCAGUGGAGGCGUAUGUCUCCUGGGAGAAGGACACAGUCUCACUUGUCUCAGGUAAGUGGCCAUAUUUAGGUCUCAGUGUUGUACAUUACAUGGGUAUACCAGGA
Staurois parvus is the source of this 507-nucleotide messenger RNA. Lineage: Eukaryota; Metazoa; Chordata; Amphibia; Anura; Ranidae. The record is from the annotation of a GenBank genome assembly.